Molecule: messenger RNA, 2458 nt
Organism: Poecilia latipinna (sailfin molly)
Lineage: Eukaryota; Metazoa; Chordata; Actinopteri; Cyprinodontiformes; Poeciliidae
Product: cleavage and polyadenylation specificity factor subunit 3
Exons: 18
Coding region: 120-2192 (690 amino acids)
Biological process (GO): mRNA 3'-end processing by stem-loop binding and cleavage
Cellular component (GO): mRNA cleavage and polyadenylation specificity factor complex
Molecular function (GO): RNA endonuclease activity; 5'-3' RNA exonuclease activity; RNA binding
Source: RefSeq, a predicted model, not a curated record
AAAGUGAUGUUUCCAGACGGACCCUGAGCCGCACUGUUCAUUUAUUAUUACCCCAGUAUACCGAUUUAAUUUGUAUUAUUGUGUAAUUUAACGUACGUAAGCCUAAUAAUUGAAGCGUUAUGGCGUCGAAGCGAAAAGCAGACAUGGUGAUCCCUGCUGAGGAAAGCGACCAGCUCCUCAUCCGUCCUCUUGGCGCUGGGCAGGAGGUUGGGAGAUCUUGUAUAAUCCUGGAGUUCAAAGGGAGGAAAAUUAUGCUGGACUGCGGCAUCCAUCCGGGUUUGGAGGGAAUGGAUGCUCUUCCCUAUAUCGACCUGAUCGACCCCGCGGAGAUCGACCUCCUCCUCAUCAGCCAUUUUCACUUGGAUCACUGCGGGGCUCUGCCCUGGUUCCUCCAGAAAACCAGCUUUAAGGGGCGGACAUUCAUGACGCACGCCACCAAGGCCAUCUACCGCUGGCUGCUGUCAGACUACGUCAAAGUCAGUAACAUCUCUGCAGAUGACAUGCUGUACACUGAGACCGACCUGGAGGACAGCAUGGAUAAAAUCGAGACCAUCAACUUCCAUGAGGUGAAGGAAGUGGCUGGGAUCAAGUUCUGGUGCUACCAUGCUGGUCAUGUGCUGGGAGCGGCCAUGUUCAUGAUCGAAAUAGCUGGAGUUAAACUGCUGUACACAGGCGACUUCUCCAGACAGGAAGACAGACACCUGAUGGCAGCGGAGAUCCCGAGCGUCAAACCUGACAUCUUAAUCAUAGAGUCGACCUACGGGACUCACAUCCAUGAGAAGAGGGAGGAGCGCGAGGCUCGCUUCUGCAACACGGUGCACGACAUCGUCAACCGGGAGGGCCGCUGCUUGAUUCCUGUGUUCGCCUUGGGACGGGCCCAGGAGCUGCUGCUCAUCCUGGAUGAAUACUGGCAGAAUCACCCAGAACUCCACGACAUUCCCAUCUAUUACGCCUCAUCUCUGGCCAAGAAGUGCAUGGCUGUCUACCAGACCUACGUCAAUGCAAUGAACGACAAAAUCCGCAAAGCAAUCAACAUCAACAACCCCUUUGUGUUCAAACACAUCAGCAAUUUGAAGAGCAUGGACCACUUUGACGACAUCGGCCCCAGCGUGGUGAUGGCGUCGCCGGGUAUGAUGCAGAGCGGCCUCUCCAGGGAGCUGUUCGAGAGCUGGUGCACCGAUAAGAGGAACGGCGUCAUCAUCGCUGGGUACUGUGUGGAGGGAACUCUAGCUAAGCACAUCAUGUCUGAGCCGGAGGAGAUCACCACCAUGUCCAGUCAGAAGCUGCCGCUCAAGAUGUCGGUGGACUACAUCUCCUUCUCCGCCCACACCGACUACCAGCAGACCAGCGAGUUCAUCCGGGCCCUCAAGCCGCCUCAUGUGAUUCUGGUUCACGGGGAGCAGAACGAGAUGGCCCGCCUGAAGGCAGCGCUGAUCCGGGAGUACGAGGACAACGACCAGGUCCACAUCGAGGUGCACAACCCUCGCAACACGGAGGCCGUCACUCUCAACUUCAGGGGAGAGAAGCUGGCCAAGGUGAUGGGUUCCCUGGCUGAUAAGAAAUGUGCUCAGGGUCAGAGGGUGUCCGGCAUACUCGUCAAGAAGAACUUCAAUUACCACAUCCUGAACCCGUCCGACCUCUCGACGUACACAGAGCUGGCCAUGAGCACGGUGAAGCAGAACCAGGCCAUCCCGUUCACCGGGCCGUACUCGCUGCUCGUCUGCCACCUGAGGAACCUGACAGGGGACGUGGAGGAGCUGGACGGCACCGAGAAGAAAACGCUGAAGAUCUUUAAAAGCAUCACUCUGGUCCACGAGGUCGGCAUGGUGGUGCUGGAGUGGGUAGCCAAUCCGCUGAACGACAUGUUUGCUGAUGCCGUCACCACUGUGGUGCUGGAGGUGCAGUCCAACCCAAAGGCUCAGAAAGUCAUGGAGACGCAGACCACCACCAUGGACAUGGAUGUCUUCCAGACCCGGUUAGAGGUCAUGCUGCAGGACAUGUUUGGAGAGGACUGUGUGGACUUCAGCGAUGGGAAAGUCAUUUCUGUGACGGUGGACGGACAGACGGUCCACAUCAGCUUGGAGACGCGGUCGGUUUACUGCGAGGACGACGUCUCGGAGGACGACUCCCUCAGAGAGAUGGUGGAGCUGGCCGUGCAGCGGCUCUACGACGCCCUGAACCCGGCCCUCUGAGGACGGGCCUCCAACCAGAAACUGGAUCUUUUAACAGAACUACUGUAGAACAGAAGAAUAAGCUUGAUUUUACAUGUUUUAGCUGAUGUACAAGCACUUUACGUUAACUGUAUUUGUGUAGAUUUGCUGUAGUUUUCAUGUCAUCCCUACAAAUAUGCACUGAUUUAGCCUGUUUGACUGUGAACUUAUAACUGCACCAGCGGUUGGUGUUUGCUGCAUGUUAAAACAUUUUUUAUUUAAAAGAUGAUUAUAAAGUCAAAAAUGAA